AUAAGGUUUUAACCCCAAAAUAAACCCAUAUGCCUCCAUUUCCCACCACCCAAAAAUUGCAUUUUUAUAUACCUACUUUUAAAACUAUACUACUUGAAUACAUAAUUAUGCUAACACAUGAAUACAUAAAAAAGGGAAAAUUUACUAGCUCCAAAAUUCUAACUUAUCAUCACUUCACUUAUUAUAUAUGUGAUUACAUUGCCACAUCUAUAAACUAGAGAGAAACAUCAUGUGCGAGAAAAAGUGCGACCACCACGACGAUAAGAAGGAAGUGUACCGGAGAAUAUUGUGGGGGGUUAUCGGUAUUAUUGUGAUAAUCCUGGUGGUAAUCUUCCUUGUAUGGGUGAUUCUCCAGCCUCAGAAGCCUAAAUUCAUCCUCCAGGAUGCUACUGUCAAUGCCUUGAGUUUUUCGACCGGAACUAAUUUGCUGACUUCAAAUCUUCAGCUAACUCUAUCUACUAAAAAUCCCAACGAGAGGAUUGGGAUUUACUACGAAAAGCUUGAUAUCUACGGAUCCUAUCGGAACCAACAGAUAACCCUCGCCACUCAGUUGCCUAGGAGUUACGAGGGCCAUAAAGAUAUCACUGUUUGGUCCCCUUUCCUUUAUGGCAACUCUGUGCCUGUGUCCCCUUAUCUAGGUUCUGCUCUGAGCCAGGACCUCAAUGCGGGUGCAGUUCUCGUCAAUAUCAAGGUGGAUGGCACCCUCAAAUGGAAGGUUGGCUCCUGGAUCUCUCGAAGGUAUCGUAUCAACGUCAAUUGUCCUGCUUACAUCACUUUUGGCCAUGGCGUAGGGAUCAAGUAUCAGUUUGUUUUGGAUUGCUCUGUCGAAGUUGCUCCCAGCUAGCUACCCACUGGUAAUUGAUUUUGCAAGUUACCAUAUUAAUUUUUCUCUAUUUACAAGUUGAUUGUCGAACUUUAAUACGUUCCAAAGUGGUUACGUAUUAUGCUUUUAGUGACUUUGCUAGGUUUUUUAAUGAUAUUUGGCUAAAUAUCUUGGCAUCGUAAACGUUGCAUUAAUAGCGUGGCACGAUCGUUGCGUUAAAUAAUUGUUUCUAAUUGACAACUUAUUUUUAUCAA
Molecule: messenger RNA, 1077 nt
Organism: Mercurialis annua (annual mercury)
Lineage: Eukaryota; Viridiplantae; Streptophyta; Magnoliopsida; Malpighiales; Euphorbiaceae
Product: NDR1/HIN1-like protein 1
Exons: 1
Coding region: 230-844 (204 amino acids)
Biological process (GO): defense response to other organism
Source: RefSeq, a predicted model, not a curated record